This is a messenger RNA of Mastomys coucha (southern multimammate mouse), 772 nucleotides long. RefSeq names its product atherin. The record is from RefSeq and is a predicted model, not a curated record. The coding region runs from base 143 to 685 and encodes 180 amino acids. Lineage: Eukaryota; Metazoa; Chordata; Mammalia; Rodentia; Muridae. The transcript is spliced from 2 exons.
AUCAAAGUCUCGGGUCGCCAUCAUCUUCAAAGAGGACGGAAGGGAAAGACUCUCAGAAUGGGGUCCAGGCCGCAUCGUCCAGAUUUCUCUCCCUGUCCCUACAAGCCGGACGCCCACUCCCAGGCAGCCCCUUCCAGGGAGCAUGCGAGUCUCCCCGGCUGAGGUCGGGCCCCCUUCACGGACGCGGCUCCUCCGCACCGCAGGCGCCCGGGCUGGGGGUCCCCCUCCGGAAGCGCCAGCAGCGGGCAACUCCCGCCGGGCCCCGCGCCCACCCCGCCCGGGCGCGAGCCGGGACACCCCUCCUCGGAGGCCGGAACCGCGCGCCAGGCCCCUCCCACAGGAAGCCGCCGCCCCCCGGCGCCCGCCCUGCGCUGCCCCGGCCCCUCGCGCCGCCCGCCGCCCCUGGCUGCCCCGCGCCAUCCGCUCGCUGCCGAGCCCCCCCCCCAGUGCCCGCGCCACCUACCUGCCGCGGCCACACCAGCGGCGCCUAACUCCGCUCCACUUCCGCCUUCCAGCGCCCGCACUCGGGCCGGGUCACGUGGGCGCGCGCGGUCACCUGACCCGGAAGAGGCUGGCCGGGGCGCGCAGGUGCGGACCACCUAGACCCGGGCGGCGAGCGUUUGGCCCGCUGAGUGCAGGAUGGAGAGGACUGUCGCGGCUGCGCCCGAGUGGGCGUAUAAAAUGAGGGCUCACCGGGCACCAGGGGCUUUAUGUAUUCCUUUGGAAACAGGGCUGGCGAGAUGGCUCACCAGUUAAGAGCACUGACUGCUCU